Messenger RNA from Striga asiatica, 630 nucleotides. NCBI's taxonomy places the organism in Eukaryota, Viridiplantae, Streptophyta, Magnoliopsida, Lamiales, Orobanchaceae. The record is from the annotation of a GenBank genome assembly.
AUGACUAAUGCAAGUAUAUCCAUAUCGGUAUGGAACACUGCAGUUGAAAAAAUGAUAUGCAACUUUGCACUCAGAGAAUGGGAAUUCACCUCAAAAGUUGCUUUUGAUAUUCAGAGGCUAAUAGCCUCAUUAAACCUUCAAGUUCUUAGAAAUAUAUUGGAAUACAAUCCGACCACAUUGUCGCUCUUUUUUAUUCUACCGCCCACUUUGCAAUGGCAUGAGCAAUCUCGUUAUGAAGGCGAUUCGUAUGCUGACAAAGACCACAUUCUACUAAAUCCAGGAGUGUUCGAAGAGGAUAAGGGAGUAUUGUUGUUGAGAUUGAGAAAUAGGAAGAGGAUAAGGGAGGAUAAAGAAGAUGAGAAAAUUAAGGAAUUCUGGCAGCGGACGAUACAGCGGGGCACCUGCUACCUCGGUUCAACAUCGAGUCUUUUGUCUAUCCUCUUGGGCCCCUUUAAAGAUGAGCAUUUAUACCCUUUAAAGGAUCUAAAUUUGCCGGAGAUCGGACGGCACAGAGAGAGAGAUAGAGAGAUCGUGUGCUUCGACGGCUUGUCGCCGGCGCCGCUUCCUGACUUUCGUCUUCGGCAGUGUGUGUGUACGAGAGAGAGAGAGAUUUUACCUCUUGGAGAAUAA